This is a messenger RNA of Naegleria lovaniensis, 1368 nucleotides long. RefSeq lists its product as uncharacterized. Gene Ontology annotation, cellular component: mitochondrion. Gene Ontology annotation, molecular function: RNA endonuclease activity producing 5'-phosphomonoesters, hydrolytic mechanism. The record is from RefSeq and is a predicted model, not a curated record. Gene Ontology annotation, biological process: piRNA processing. The coding region runs from base 1 to 1368 and encodes 455 amino acids. The transcript has a single exon. Lineage: Eukaryota; Heterolobosea; Eutetramitea; Acrasida; Naegleriidae.
AUGAAAAUAGGCUUGUUCCUUCUUUUGGUCCUUGUUGCUGUACUAGCAACUUCCUCAUGCGUCUCUGCGGAUUUACAAAACACCACCUACUCGAGUCCGUUCCAUCCACUCAACGUUCCACGUGCAUCUAUUGGUUUAACACCUCUCUUCUCUCCUGAUCACUCCACAAAGGAGGAAACCAAUCUUGUGUUGAGUGCAACCUCUAGCAUUGAUAUUGCCAUUCCGGGAUUUGAUAGUUGGAGUGGAUGCUCGUAUCCAAAGAAUGGCUGUAUGGGUUGCUCUGCUUCUGAUUUGUUGAAUAAUGAAAAGUUUCCAAUUUUCCAAGCAUUGAUUAAUCAAAUUGUGAGCAAGAGAGUUCGUGUUCGUAUCAUCACCAACAAGUAUGAUGAUCAAUUAUGUGACGGAAAGAUGGACUUGUUGACCUAUUUGAAGAUUGCUGGUGCUGAUGUGAGAUAUUACACAACCACAACAUUCUUGCAUGCCAAGUAUAUUGCUAUUGAUGGUUGCAAGGCAGCAAUUUCUAGCAUCAACUUCUCACAAACCUCUUUCAGAAAGAACAGAGAGGCAGGUAUUUUGGUGAACGAGUGUCAAACCUCCUCUGGAAUUGUUCAAAAGUUUUCUCAGUCAGUUUUUGAAUAUGAUUUCAAACAAGCUGUUCCUCUUCAAGUUGACUACAGUCAAUACUCUCAAAGUGACAUUCAACUCGUGAGAACCAGCACUGCAACUGUCACCAUUCCAGAAAAUUUACACUUUCAACAUUGUGAUGCUUCAUCUGGUACAAUUCAAGAGUACAGAGAUACCUAUAACAUUUCCAUUAGUGCCAGUCCAGACUAUGCUUAUGAUUUCUUGAUGUCUGCAUUGCGUCAAACAAGAAAAUCUUUGAAGGUUAGCAUUUAUGAAAUUUCUCAUCCUGAUCUCUGUGAUUAUGUCAUCCAAUUGAAUCAACAAGGUAUUGCAUUGACACUUUUUGCAUCUCAUUAUGUCUUCUCUAAAUCAGAAGCUCUUGAUGCAUACAAAUGCUAUCGUAAGCUUUUGGAUAAUGGUAUUACUGUUACAUUGUCUGCAAAGGAGUGCUUGGAAUUCUCCCAUGAAAAGUAUUGGAUUAUUGAUGACAAUAUUUUGAUGAUGAGUACUGGUAAUUGGAGAGAUACUGAUUAUCCAAACCCACCUUAUGUUUUCCCACCAAAGAAGGGUAACGAAAGCAGUUGGAGAAAUGUCAACAGAGAUUUUACUUUGAGAAUUGACGGCUCAACUGCCAUUUUGAAGAAAUUCGUUGAAGUUCUCAACAACGACUACAACCAAGGAUAUCCAUACAGCUCAGGAACCGCCAGCAAGGCUACCAACACUAUGAACAUUAGAAAUUAUUAA